Molecule: messenger RNA, 4959 nt
Organism: Panonychus citri (citrus red mite)
Lineage: Eukaryota; Metazoa; Arthropoda; Arachnida; Trombidiformes; Tetranychidae
Product: adenylate cyclase type 6-like
Exons: 21
Coding region: 453-4826 (1457 amino acids)
Biological process (GO): cAMP biosynthetic process; adenylate cyclase-activating G protein-coupled receptor signaling pathway; intracellular signal transduction
Cellular component (GO): plasma membrane
Molecular function (GO): adenylate cyclase activity
Source: RefSeq, a predicted model, not a curated record
UUGAUCACAAUUUCAACGUUUGCGUGAUUCAAACUACUGUUGAUAACUUUUCACACUCAGUCAAAGACUCACACACACACAACCUGAUUCAGUUUCCAUCAACAGUUUAGUGAAUCAACAUCUAAGUCAUCAUAACAAUUAAAUCAUCGUCAUCAUUUCAACCAACAUCCAACAUAAACUUUCAUCAAAUAUAAAUAAUUGUAAUUGAAAAUCAUCUUGGUUAUCAAAUCCAAAGAAAAUUAUGUUCCAAUUUGAUUGAACGGUGUUUUCAGUUCUUCUAAUUGUUUACUUCUAAUUGUGAUUAUUCAUCUUCAUCAACAUAAUCCCAAUAAAAGUAAAGAUCGAAACAGAAUUUCAAGUGACCAGAGUUUAUAAAAGUUUAUCAAUGGACAGGAUCAAGUUAAAUUAAUGACUAUCUUUGAUUGUGAUUUAGUUUAAUUAAAUUAAAUUCAAUGUCAUGUUCCAAUCAGAUUGCUUUGAAAAGUUUUGGCAGUGGGAAACUUGGACGUUUGAACUUGAAAGACUUGACCAAACCCACUUUCAUUUUGAAAACUGACCAAACCUCUGAGAGUGAUGAUUCCAAUGGACAAGCGAUAAAGAUAAAAAAUGUGAACACUGAAGAUUCACCUAAUCAAUCUGAUUGUUGUCGAAUUGAAAGUUCAUCGAGAAACAAUUUAUCAAUCACUUUGAAUGACCAUGACUCGGAUUUUCAUGAGAUUUCUUCAGGGAGAAGUGAUAAAAAAGGGUCAAGUGACAAGGAGAAUGGUGAAGGUAAGAUUAGUCGAGGUUCCAGGUUAAGGUCAUCAUUGACAUCGACAGCGUUUUACUUUCGUCGUAAGCGAACUUGGCAAAUUGGAUUAAGAGGAUCAACUAGAAGAAACAAUUCAAUAGAAAACAAUACAACAACCACAACCUCUAAUCCAUGUUCACCGGUCUCAGGUAGUUCAAUUAAUCAAAUCGAUGGAGAUCAACAAUCAACAGUUAACUCUUCAUACCGUAAUCAUAAUCCAUCCCAACGGACACUUUAUUUCGCCUCGGGGUCAAGUGAUUUUGUUGGUGUCCAUUUACCCAAGUUGUCCAAUGAAUUCAAUGAUGACCAUCUUGAAAGCGGAUAUCAAAAGUAUUCCCAAAGGCAGAGGCAAAAAUCACUGGUGAUUGUCAAUCUAAUUGAUAUAAUAUUGAAAAUAUCUUUCCUCACAAUUAACCUAAAAUCAAUAAGAUCCUCAUCAAUAUCAUCUUCAAUCACUUCCUCACCACCUCCUCUCAAUGAGUAUUCCAACUUUACCAAUACUGAUUCUGCCUUUGGACCUUUAUAUGCACUUCCAUGGCUAUUGAACAAUUGUCUAAUCAUUAUAUUCAUUACCUGUUGGAAUUACUGUGCAAACAAUUAUCUUCAUAUUGCUGCUGCAUUUACAUUGGCAACAUUUAACUUGGAAGCUUUACUUGGCUUCCAAUUUGAUGAAGAUUUCAAUAGGUUACACUUACCUAAAGGUGGGAUUGUUUGGCCCACCGUGUUCAUUGUUUUUGUUACUUUUGCCAUGAUGCCGUUACCCCUUCGUUGGUGUGUCCUCUGUGGCCUAAUGACCUCCAUAUUUGAUAUAAUAUUUAUGUGCCUCACUUUCAUUUUUGAUAGUCAAGAAUCACCUUCAACAUUUAGUAGAAAGUUAACUGCAAAUAUAUUGAUAUAUUUAUGCAUCAACUUUGUCAGUUUAUAUACCAAAUAUUUGACUGAUUGUGCCCAGAGAAAUGCUUUUCUUGAGACUCGUCGAUCCAUUGAAACAAGAUACAAAAUCGAGCGAGAAAAUGGUAAACAGGAGAAACUGUUACUCUCUCUUUUACCUCGUUUUGUGGCUUUAGAGAUAAUUAAAGAUAUCGCUGAAGAGGAAGAUCACAGGAAACUGUUAUCAGCUCAAUUUCAUAAGAUUUAUAUUCACUGUUAUAAAGAUGUCAGUAUUUUAUUUGCUGAUAUUCAAGGAUUCACUGCUCUGGCAUCGAGAUGUUCAGCUCAAGAAUUGGUCCGUCUUUUGAAUGAUCUAUUUGCCCGCUUCGAUAAACUGGCUGCCGAGAAUCAUUGUCUUCGAAUUAAAUUAUUAGGUGAUUGUUAUUAUUGUGUCUCUGGUCUUCCUGAUCCUCGACAAGAUCACGCUCAAUGUUGCGUUGAAAUGGGUCUACAUAUGAUCCAAGCGAUCAAACGAGUUCGAAAAAAGACGGAAUUCGAUCUAAACAUGAGGAUAGGUAUUCAUUCGGGAGCAGUUUUAUGUGGUGUUUUGGGUCUGCGAAAGUGGCAGUUCGAUGUAUGGUCAAAUGAUGUUACCCUGGCCAAUCACAUGGAAUCGGGUGGACUUGCAGGCCGAGUUCAUAUUUCAAAAGCAACUUUAAAUUAUCUUGGUGAUUCGUAUGAAGUUGAACCUGGCGAUGGACAAUCAAGGGACAAUUACCUGAGGAAUCAUGAGAUUGAAACAUUUCUGAUCAAACGAACUGAACCAACAAACAUGAAAAGGGUGUAUUCAUCUCAUGGUGUUAUCUGUUCAUUCAAGGAUCGAAGUCUAAGUCAAGAUUCUACCUCAGUUUUCCCUGAUAACUGUAAUCCACCCAAAAGAAAUGGUAAAUGUUCAGUUAAUACCUUAGGCUCUGAACCACUGAAUUCAAUUUCAUCUACAGAUGAAAGCAAACGUAUCUUUAGUUCAUUAAGUUCACAAAGUGGUGAAGAUGAUGGAACCGUUGAAUGGACUCCAGAAAUACCCUUCGGCAAUUUUAAUGAUUUAAGAUACUCUCUUGAUGAUGAUCCAUUCGAGAUUGAUUCGGCCACCAAGAUUGCUCGAAACUUAAAUAAGGUCAAUGCAAAAGGUUUAUCAAAGGCUCGAAAAAGUGGCAAAAGUUCAGGACCCAUGGGAAUAUGCGACUCUGAAAGUCACCGGAAAGAUGAUGACGAUGAUGAUUACGUUGAUGAAAAACCAAAGAAACUUAAAGCUGAAAUAAGAUUAACGGUCAGUCAACAAGUAGAUGAACUUAUUGACCAUUCAAUUGAAAUUGAAUCAAACAAGAAGAUGAUUAAAGACAAUGUUAAAUGGUUUACAUUGUCAUUUAAAAACUCGGACAUGGAAACAAAAUUUCAUCAAACGAAAGACAGUGUAUUCAGGUCCAAUAUGCUUUGUAUUGCUGUGAUAUGGCUUCUACUUUGUGGCUCUCAACUUAUUAUAUUUUCAAGAUCUUUAAUUCUUGUUACCUUAUUCAUAAUUGGUUCACUUAUCAUGGGAUUAUCGUUGGCAAUUACCUUAUCAUCUGAGUUUGAUUGGUGUUGUAAAUCCUUUCAGAAACUUUCACAUUCCCUGGAUGAGUCUCGAUUAUUUUGUAAUUUCUUAAGCUGCUUGUUAAUUAUAAUCAUUUUUUUAGCGACUUCAUCAACAAUCUUAUUCUGUGAUUCAAUGGAUUAUCAUCUUAGCAUCAAUUCAACUGAAAAUUCAUCUUCUCCAUCUUCGCCCUGGUCCCCUGGUCUUUCAAGUCAAUGUUAUGUUUAUCGAGAGUACUUCAUUUACUCUUGGCUAUUAACUAUGGUCGCUUCAACAGCAUUUCUUAAACUUCCUUAUACCCUGAAAUUCAUCAUACUAUUCACCAUGACCUCUGCUUAUAUCAUGAUGGUUAUAUUUUUACUCAAUCAUAUUCCAUCCAUUCCAAGAGAUGAAACUAGACCGUUGAUAUUGAUUAUUUUGUACUUCUUUGUGGUCAUCUACCAUUGUCGAUUGAUCGAAAGAACUUCGAGAUUGGAUUUCCUAUGGAAAUUACAAGCUCAAAAAGAGCUUCAAGAUAUGAGGGAAUUGAGACACUACAAUACCCAAUUGCUGAAAAAUAUUCUACCUGAUCAUGUAGCUACUUAUUUUCUAACUCAUGACAGAACUUCAGAUGAAUUGUAUUCUCAAUCAUAUGCUUGUUGUUCAGUUCUAUUUGCUUCCAUACCAAAUUUUGCCAACUUUUACUCUGAAGAUAUUAACAAUGGUCUUGAGUGUAUACGAUUACUAAAUGAGAUUAUAUUUGACUUUGAUCAGCUUCUUGAUGAGGAUCGAUUCCGUUCAAUUGAAAAAAUUAAAACAAUCAGUUCAACCUACAUGGCGGCUGCUGGUUUAAGUCCUAAGGAUCAGAAUAAAUCAGCAGCUAAUCAUUUAACCUGUUUAAUUGAAUACACAUUUGCAAUGAAGGAAUCACUUGAGGAGGUUAAUAAACAUUCAUUCAAUAAUUUUAAAUUGCGAGCAGGGAUAAGCUUUGGUCCAUUGGUCGGAGGUGUUAUUGGUGCCAAGAAACCAGUUUUCGACAUUUGGGGAAAUACUGUGAAUGAGGCCAGUCGAAUGGACUCAACGGGUCAGCUUGACCAUAUUCAGGUUCCAAGAUCGGCGGCUGAGAUACUUGAAGAGGAAGGUUAUCGUGUCCAGUAUCGAGGGGCCAUUCCGGUUAAGGGUAAAGGUGAAAUGGAAACAUUUUAUGUGACGGGUAAAAAGAUCGAAAGGUCAAAAUCGUUUGGUAAACAAAACAAUGUACAGAAUAGUUUAGCUGAGGUUAUGUAUGGAAUGGUACAGGUUCGUAAGAAACAGGCCUUAGGUGCUGCUUUAUCGGUUCCAGGGCCAAGAAUUAAAUCUCCUGGACUUUCGGCAAGUCUGACCAUGAAGAAAUCUUCCCGACCUGGGCCUAAAUUGAAACGAAUGUUAUCAGAAACACCUAACACUAGAAGGAAACGAAAUCGAUUAGAAGAACGUCGAAUGACAGAAACUGGUGCUCAUUCGUUUCCCGAUGUGACAGAUUCUGAGAAAAAACCAGAACUUGAAUCACAUCCAUAGAAAUUAUCAUUGCUUAACAAAGAACAUAAACUUAAUCAUAACAUUGUAAUUCUAAAUCUAUUAUUGUACCAAUAGAAUCAACUGGUUAAUUAUUAAAAAGAAAAAUACUUUUACAUUUCCAAUCAAAUCGAAA